CUGGAAAAAAGGGGAUCGAUUGCGUUUGUUCAAUAGUUUGACGUUGUCAUGUAAUCCAACCCCAUUAAGUUUAAAGCUGGGGGUUUCUUUUCGGUGCUAAAUUUACAAUUCCAACAUGGCCGGUAAGAAAGGUCAGGCUCAGUUACAAAUUGAAGUGGCUACGGAUGAAGAAUGGGAAAAGUUACUGCUCAAGGAUGGCCUUAUAGUUGUAGACAUAUACUCGGAAUGGUGCGGACCAUGCUCCGCCAUGCUGAACAAUUUGAAAAAAAUAAAGCUCGAGCUUGGCGGUGAUAAUCUUCACAUUGCUCAAGCAAAAUGUGACUUCAUAUCUGCACUAAAGCGCUUUAGAAACAAAAGUGAGCCCACCUGGAUGUUCAUCACCAAAGGAAAAGUGGUAAAUCUAAUGUUCGGCGCAAACUCCCCCAAAUUACUAGCGGCAAUAAUCGAAGAAUUGGACAGAGAAGCGCAAGCUCGAGAAGGGCUUAGGGAACGUGGCGGAUGGAAUGUAACCACACUGUCACCUGAGGAACAAGAAGUGUUCGAAGCCGAGCAAGCUAUUGAGCAGGAACAUUUGAGGAUCGAAGAAGAGGAUCGCCAGCAGAAGAUUCGCGAGCGAAGACUGGCGGUGGCGAACGUAGUCCUCUCCAAUUUGUCAAAGAACGGUGUAAUUAUCGUCUUCCCGCAAGCGAAGGAUAUGGUUAAACCGACCCUGGCCGACUUAUGGGAACCGAGCGGUCUCGCGAUCGGGUACACGGAACGGCCGGUUUUUACGGAGGCCAUGCUGGAGGAGUUGCUGUACUUUGCUGAAGUAGAGUUUCUCCCUCAAGACAAGGCGGAUUUAAUGAGCGGCCCCGGUCUGGCGUACCUGACCAAGCCGUCGUCUUCCGACUUUGAGGGGGACGUCGACGAGGCCGUGCUGAAAUUUAUAUACGGGGAGAUGAAAGCGCCACCGGGCAGUGAAGAAUCGCCGGCCCAGUCUUUGAAAGGCUACAUCGUCGCGCCCAAAAGCGGGCCGGUCGAAUCGCAAAUGGGCCUAAAACCAUCCGCGACUUCAAUUUCAUCCGGCAGCUCGAUCCACGCGACCCCGUCGAAGUUGCCUGCGUAUUCGCGCUCCGUGAUCCACUCCAAAGCAAUGCUAGACGACGUAUUGUCCGCCGCCAACUUGGUCGAAGAAGGCGAAGGAGUAGAGGUUACGGGGAUCUGGGUUCCGCCCAACAGCCUAACCAGAGCGACCGCCAUCAAGUUGCUCUUUCCAAAAGUGUAUGAUCCCAUCGCUCUGCCUGAGCCCGUUCCGAUUCCGCCGCACAUCGCCAUCGCCUUUGACUCGUUGAAAAGGCGCGACGUGUUUGAAACGCUCCAAAAUUACGAAAACUCGAUCAUGCGCUACGGAUACUUCGACAGCGACAAGCCAGGAAAAGCGCAACUAAUUGCUAAGACCACCGAGGCAUACGUGAAAAUCCGCAGUAGAGAUCCAGGAAUCAAGUUAGUGAUUCAGUUAUCGAAGAAGAAGAGCGACGCCUGGUGCGCUCUCUCGCAGUUGAACCCAACUUACAUGAGUCACAACACCGUGGACGGGGAGAAAGAGUGCAAGAUGUUCUUCCCAGAAGACUACGAUGUGCCUGAAGAUGAGGUGGUUGACAAAGUCGUUCAGGUGAAGAAGAAGAAAGGUAGGAGGGGUAAAAAGAAGGAGGUCGCACCUGUGGCGGGUGAAGUCGUCGAGCAUGGCGCCGAAGAGGAGGCGGACGAAGAAGAUGAGGAAGAAGAAGAGCCUGAGGAGGAACACUCACCGUCUUAGCCAGUUGGAAAGAUGUAACACUGUUGCGGGUGAAUAAAUAUCUUGUGUUUUUUGUA
This is a messenger RNA of Photinus pyralis (common eastern firefly), 1851 nucleotides long. RefSeq lists its product as uncharacterized. The transcript is spliced from 5 exons. The record is from RefSeq and is a predicted model, not a curated record. NCBI's taxonomy places the organism in Eukaryota, Metazoa, Arthropoda, Insecta, Coleoptera, Lampyridae. Bases 116 to 1795 code for a protein of 559 amino acids.